AAGAGCAGGAAAAACCAACACAGGCAUAUGACUCUCAAGGAACAUUUAAACUGUGGAAGAAUACUAAGACGACCGAGGACAGCUUUCACACAAGGAACACUUAUCUAAUGGACUGUGGACACCAGUACAGGUAGUUGUAUUUCACCUUCUCCUGCCAGCUGCAAAUAGUUGGAUUAACAAGUUGAAAAUGGAAGUACAUGACUUAGGAAAAUGUUUUCAUUAAACCUACCAGCCUGGUCUAAAGAUGGAUUAUAACACCCAUAAUAACCUCAGUAUACUGGAUGGCACUGAAAUCUACAUGAACUGCAGCAAGAGUGAUGAUUUCAAAUACCCUCUGUACAGCUCGGUUUUCAGCCUGGUGUUUGUAGUUGGACUUCUUUUCAACAUGGUGGCUGUAUACAUUUUUAGCUGUACAUUAAAGCAGCGGAACGAGACCAUAACAUACAUGAUCAAUCUUAUGGUUUCAGACUGUCUCUUCGUACUCAGCUUGCCUUUUCGGAUUGUUUACUUCAUUAAACGUGACUGGCUGUUUGGAAGUGUACUCUGUAAGAUCUCUGUGGCGCUGUUCUACACCAACAUGUACAGCAGCAUCCUCUUCCUCACCUGCAUCAGCGUUGACCGUUUCCUGGCCAUUGUGUACCCAUUCCACUCCCAGAUAAUUCGCACAAAGAGGAGUGCCAAACUGGCCUGCUGCGCUGUGUGGGUCAUGGUUCUUUCUGGAAGUAUACCCACUGGGUUUCUCUUGGACACCACUUCACCCAACUCCUCCUCAAACUACUGCUUUGAAAAUUACUCCAAAAAACAGUGGAAGUCUGAGCUGUCCAAGGUGGUGGUGUUUAUCGAGACCGUGGGCUUCAUCAUCCCGUUGAUGCUCAACGUCUUCUGCUCGGUUAUGGUGCUACGGACACUGAGGAAACCCCAAGCCAUAAGCCGCGGAGGAAAGAUCAACAAGGCAAAAAUCUUGAGGAUGAUCAUCGUGCACCUUUUCACCUUCUGCUUCUGUUUCAUACCCUACAAUGUCAAUCUCAUCUUCUACGCUCUGGUCCGCUCCAAUGUCCUGACGGGAUGCUACACAGAAUAUGUGGUCAGAACCAUCUAUCCCAUUGCCCUGUGCAUUGCAGUGACCAACUGCUGCUUCGAUCCGGUCAUUUACUACUUCACUUCAGAGACCAUUCAGAGCUCAAUCAAACACAAGUCCACAAUAUGGCAAAAUGGCUCUAAGCUAUUUGACAGACUGCAGACAGACAGCAUACAAAGCAGUCCAAGUACAAUACCAAAAAGCCUGACAUUGAUGACUCUGAAGUCCAAGGUGUUUGAGACCUCAGUCUGAUGACAACGUUUGAGAUAAUAAACUGCACUGCAGCAUAAAUACCAGGGUGACAACUCACAAAACAAGUUAGAAAACUCUUCUAGUAGGGAAUGAGUGAAAACCUUAUAUUGUACAUUAGUGGAAAUGACAGGUGUAUAAAAUCACAGUCUUGUGCACCGUGCUGCAAAUAAGUAUUAGCUUUUGCACAUAAACUGCAAUUGUAAUUUCCCUUUGGGGAAAAUUCUGCUUUGGCUCUUUUUAUGUACUUUACUGUGCAAUGUCCAAGUACUUGUGGCCUCACUAAUGCUUUUAGGCUACCAAAUGCUACCAAGUCAUUUUUCCAUGGACUCAGCAGUUAUGCACAUUCUGACAACACAGUUACAAGUACUGUGCUAGGCAAACCUCAUGAAUGCACAAUGACGCAAUACAAUCUACAGGUGUGGUCAACAAUUGCCACCUGAACUGAAUCACCCAACUGUGCCUUUGGCCUUCUUGUAUCUAGACAAAUAGUCAUUUCUGUAGCACACAACUGGAGGGUGGAAACCAAAGUGAAAGUGAGGUACAACACAAAGAAUUUUCAGUUUGUAGAUCCAAGGUAAAAAUUUCUCAUGUUGUACCUCACCUCCAAUUUAGUUUCCACGCUCUAGUUAGGGAGGGUAAAUACAUAACUUGAAACUAUGCCAAAAGGAAUCUGCCCUAACAUACUUCUGCAUAUACAACACAUCUGAAGUGUGAAAACUAAAUUCAAGGUGAGGUAUAACAUGAGGAAGUUUCACUCAACACAUUUUCACAGAAAUUGCUAAGAAAACACUGACCAUCCAAGUCAAACCAACUAUAAAAGAAAAGUUCGGUGCAAAUGGGAUAUGGUGCAACUUGAAUAUGUGUUUCUUCUUGCAAAAGCACUAAUGCAGUCAUGUUGAGAGGCUUUGCCUGGGGGCCUGCACUCCAACGGUAGUCUCAUCUCCACCUACUGCACUGGUGAGGGAGGUUGUGAAAUCUAAGCAGACGAGCGACAACAUGCCUCAAAGCAGAGUAACACUUAGAAAAUACAGCACCGUGGUGGUCGCACCAGCUGUGAAGCAUAUCAGGUGAAUAAUACAAAAAACUGACGUACAAGUGUCAUCCAUGAGACAAAACAAUUUACAUUUCUUAUUUUGCCAUGUUUGGACACCUUACAGCUUAUAAUACUAUAUGUAAUACAAAUAAACUGCAGGUUUACAUUUACAAUUCAGACGCACUUUCUCCUCCAAGCACAAAUAAAGUAUGUAUCCUGGAUUAAUGGCUUCAUGCAGAACA
This is a messenger RNA of Monopterus albus (swamp eel), 2605 nucleotides long. RefSeq names its product lysophosphatidic acid receptor 6-like. The transcript has a single exon. The record is from RefSeq and is a predicted model, not a curated record. Gene Ontology annotation, cellular component: plasma membrane. The coding region runs from base 245 to 1330 and encodes 361 amino acids. Gene Ontology annotation, biological process: positive regulation of Rho protein signal transduction; phospholipase C-activating G protein-coupled receptor signaling pathway. Lineage: Eukaryota; Metazoa; Chordata; Actinopteri; Synbranchiformes; Synbranchidae. Gene Ontology annotation, molecular function: lysophosphatidic acid receptor activity.